AUGCCAGUAGAGCCCCUCGCGCUCGACUCGGACGACAGUCUCGACCAACAGCCACCCGCCGCCUCAUCGUCCCGCUCAAAAGAGCAGAAGAGAGAGGAGAAGCGGAAGAAAAAGGAGAGAAAGGAAAAGAAGAGGAAGAAGAGGGAGCUCAGCGAGCACAAUCGCAGCCGCCGCGAAAACAGCAACACCACCGGCGGCAGCGCCGGCGUAACCGAAGUCAUCGACGUCGAUGAUCCGCCCGAGGCGAAAGAGAUCGAAGAGCAGCCAAGGAAGCGGCUCGCGCGGUCCAAAGACAAGUCAUCCUCCCCCUCGGCAUCCAAGGACAUCGCGGGCAGAUCCCGCAGCCCCCGCGCCACCGCACCAAACGACACCGACCACGGCGACGAUGCCGACAUCGACGACGGCGGAGACGAUGGCAAGGAUCAGCAGACUUCCGCUCGCAACGAGGGCGACCGCUCACCGGGCUUGCAACACAUCAGCAACCUCAAGCGCCUUCGACGCGACUCGACCACCCCGGAUCCAGCGCGCCAAUCUCCUCCCACAAAGGUCGCCAGGGGCGAGGACGCAGCGGUCAGCGAGGACGAAGUGGAGCAGAUCGUCCGCGGCAACCAGACGGGCUCGCCAAGCGACAAGACCCAGGACAGGGAUAAGGGCAAGGGCAAGGCUAGGGAGGAAUCCCACGACAGCGCCCCAGGCAAGGAUCCUUCCGCCGCUCCCACCACCGCGACCAACGCUUCCACUGACGGCGGCCCCGCCGAGGGAGCCAGCACUGGAGCGCCAGAUCCCGCGGCAGCUCAGCAAUCGACCGAAGGGAAUGAUCCUGUGUUCGACGAAGCUUCCGACUUGUCUUCGGCGUCCGACUCGGGCGACUCGGAGCCGGCCGAGAGCGGCGUUUCCUUUUACACGAGCUCCGAAGGCUCCUCGCACGACACAGACGAAGAGGCCGGGCUCGGCAACUGGAACGCCUACGACAAGAAGAACUGGCAGGGCGACACCACGCAUCUCGACGAGGUGUACAACGGCCACUAUCCGUUGCGAGGCAUCCUGCGCCACCGCAAGCACCCUCGCCACGGCUAUGUCCAGUACCGCACCCUCUGGUCGGGCUACCCGAUCUACUCGACUACCUGGGAGCCCGAGACCAUGUUCGACGACCCGGACACGCUCAAAGAGUACUGGCAGCGCCAGGGCGGGCGACCCGCCGACUGCCCGCCGCCGCCGAGCGACUGGGAACAUCCCCACGACAGCGACGAUACCGACAUUGCCCAGCACCGUCGGCCACGAAAGCGCGCGCACGAGGCGUUGCGGAAGCGACGUUACGAGAUCCGCCGGGACAAGUUUGACGCGCGCAAGCUGAUGGCCAGCUUCUCACAGGACAAGCGCGCGCGCGAUCUGGCCGACGAGGCGAGGCUCGACAAGAUGCGCAGGAGACGCAACGUUACCCUGGACACGCUGCCCCGCCGCGGACCGAAUGACGAGGACCACAUCCGCUCGCGCCAGAGGCGGGCCAAGGCCGAGCUGCGCAAGAAGAAAAAGUGGCGCCGUGGCCAGCAGGGUGCCAGCGCCUCUGGCCCCUCGGCCGCCGUUUCAGCUACUGGGCGGGCCAUUGGUCCGAGCGCCAAGGGCAUUCCGAGAAGCGCGCCAACGCGAGUAGCCAAAACAAGAGCGGCCGAGGUCGACGAUCUGCCCGUUAGCCAGGUCGAGCAAAAGGCCUUUCGACCUGCGCCGUCGUCGACCGCCAGCCUGCCCAGCUUCCGCCGAAAGCCGCCUGCGCAGACCAAGCCGGCUCCACCACCACCGCCGCCGCCACCGCCGCCCCCAAAGGAGAAACCGCCUCCCGGCAGCUACAAGGGCGCUCACCACCAGCCUGCCAAGGUCAAGGUGCUGGACAACGUCCCGAUCAAGAGGCGGGUGCUGCCGGCCAAGUCCUCCACCCUGUGGGACGACUUCAUGGCAAAGGACGACGACGAGCCUCCUCGGCCCACCGGAGGCGCGGCGGCGGCAGCGUCGCUUUCGGGCACCAACGGCAGCAUCGGUCGCGGGGGCGCGGCCGCCUCCCAGACCCAGCCGUACAUCCAUCCGGACCGCCGAUCCUUCGUGUCUGGCGCCGACGGGGCGCAACCGUCGACGGCGACUGUGCCUGCCGCGGUCGCCGACGAUGAUAUGGGCUGGGGCUCGAACGCGUCACCGCCAUGGCUGCCUCAGCCGCAAGAGCCGACGCCGGCCUCCAGGCAAUUAUCGCCUCCUCCUCCGCCGCCAUCCCAUGGCCGGCCGCCCACUGCGACGGUCAACAAGACGCGGAACGCGCCAACUGCGGAUCCGCGCCAACGGAACCAGCCGAGUGGAGCGUGGGCGGCGCCGCAAUCGCCGCUUGAUCGUGCUUCUCCAUCGGCGGCCUCGCCGAAGCUUCCCUCAGCGCCGUCCGCUCUGUCACCGCGCAAUGUCCGCUUCGAAGAGGCGCCCGGACGCAGCGGGUGGAGUCAAUCGCCUCAGCCUCCGGAUGCGCCGGCCUCGGCUGCGCCGCCCGAACGUCCUGUCCCAGGCAAGACGGACCCGUUAUCGGCUCCAUCAACUAGUGCCGGUUCGAAAGGCGCGUCAGAACCAAUUUCCGAGAGCAGCGGCUGGGCGAAUGGCGAAGCGCCAUCGGCUGCAGCCUGGGAAGGCAGCGGCGGAUGGAGUCCGCCUGCUGGAGUGGAGCCGGCGCGCUCGACGACUAGACCGGCGGAAAGCCCCACGCUCGGCGGGCCAAAGUGGGCGCCAGAGCGCUCUUUUGGAGAUCGUUACGGCGCUGCCCCCGGUCGGCCGGCGAGCAACAGCGUGGACGCGCCUCGAGACCGUGCGGCUGGGCCGAUUGAUUUGGUCUCCACCUCCAGUCGACCGGCCGCGACAAGCUCUGCGAUGUCGACAACGCCGCCGCAGUCGAGCAUGGCCCCGUUCUGGCACGGACUGGCCGAGUUCACCCUCGGCAAGGAGACGUUGAGGUUUGAGGCGCAGCUCAGCCCGCACCAUGAGCGUUCGACGAAUGCGGCGUUCGCGGUCGGUCUCGACCGGCAGGCCGAGAAGCUGCGCUUCGAUGCCGUCUUCCCCAUGCCCCUGUUCCGCGAGAUGGCCUACAUCUCGUCGAGGCCGCUCGCAGCCAAGGCGUCGCUGUUGGAGGCUGUCGGUCCCGCACGCGAUGAGGGCAUGGACACGCUGGAGCGCGUCAGUGAGCUGCUUCGCGACUCGGACCUGUUGGCAGUCUGCAGGCUCAAGCAGCCCGGCGACCUCGGAUACACCUGCCUGGCCAUCUUCUCGACCCACUACCAGCCGGACCCGGACGUUGGAGCGCCUCACGGCUUCCCGCCGCUGGUCGGUCCGCAGCUGUGGACGGUGCCGGUCCGGCUGGACAUCCCCGCCGCUCCGUCGCAGCGUUUCUUCCGCAUCACCAGGCCCGUCAGCUCCGACCUCGUCGACUACUUCCGCGCCGCGCAGAGCUGGGAUCAGAAGGCACUGUCUAGCCACGACGUCAACCGCCGCGACAUCCGCAAGGCCGAGCAGCUUGCAGGCCGCUACCGGCUCAGCGCCGAGCUUGCCAGGAACAUCAAGGAGGGCUACAACCUGAUCUUCUCGGGCCGGCGGAGCUCGUCGAUCGAGUCACGCGCCAUCUUCACGGUGGUCCGGCUGCUGCAGGGCGGGCUGCGCGAGAACCUCAGCCAGCCGCGCGACGAGAAGCUGUGGCGCGGCAAGGGAAAUCGCGUCAACGUCUUCAUCCGCAACGUGGCCCGCGCCGAGAUCUUUGACGGCGCCACGGCCAGCUACAAGUUCCCGCUGGCCGAGCACCUCCGCCGGCUCAAGCGCGUCCGCGGGUGCCGCUUCUUUGCGUUUGGCUUUGAGCCGCAGCUCCGGACCGAGGAGGUGGUCGAGCUGUUCCCUCUCCUGGACAGAACCGGCGGCCAUGGCAUCGUCACCCUGUCGCUAUCGGCGCUGCUGUGCGAGCUCUUCAAGGCUCCGCUCGACGAGCCCGAAGAGGGCCAACUGCCGGGCUCCCAGGCAGUCACUGCCCCGUCGUCGGGCCUCGCACUCGUCGCUGACGAGCUGCCCGAAAUGUGGCUCUGCCUGCUGCACCCGUGGCUGUUUUCGACGCUGCGGCUGCUCGAGCCGCACCUGCCCGAAGUGCUCGAGGCACUCGGCAUCUGCCCGCCGGGCCAGGCGCUACCGCCCAUGUUUGAGAUCGAGGAGCAGCUCGAGGCGCUGUCGCGCGCCGCGGGCGUCAAGAGGAUCGACGCCAGCGAAAUCGCCAGCCCGCCUUUCGAUGAGCCCACCGAGGCGUCGCUCUCGGACCCGGUCAAGGUGGUGCGCGACCUCGACGAGGAAAUCUUCAAGACGAUGGCGCGCAUGCAGGCGCAGUCGCUCGAGAGCCUGCGCUUCCACGUCUACGUCGCCGCGCCCGGCGAGCCGACGCGGAGCGAGGCCGAGCUGGCGGGCAUCGAGAGGAUGUCGUUCCAGGAGCUCCUCGAGGGUGCAUGUAAGACCCUGAGCCAGUGUCCGGGCAACCCCUGA
Pseudozyma flocculosa PF-1 is the source of this 4536-nucleotide messenger RNA. RefSeq lists its product as uncharacterized. The coding region runs from base 1 to 4536 and encodes 1511 amino acids. NCBI's taxonomy places the organism in Eukaryota, Fungi, Basidiomycota, Ustilaginomycetes, Ustilaginales, Ustilaginaceae. The record is from RefSeq and is a predicted model, not a curated record. The transcript has a single exon.